GUUUGUCCACCUCCUCCUCCUCCUCCUCUAUUCUAAACGUUGAACUUAAAAAUCCCUCUCUCCCCACUGUCUCCCAUCAUCACCAAAUCCAGCUAGUGAUCCUCUUCCUUCACUGCCCUCUUCUCUAAGUAAGAAGGUUGGCUGGAGAAUGGCAUAUAUGUGUGCGGAUAGUGGAAAUCUAAUGGCAAUAGCCCAACAAGUUAUUAAGCAAAAACAACAACAAGAACAACAGCAGCAACAAAGCCACCACCACCAUCAUAACCAACAACAACAAUUUCUUGGCCUAAACCCAUUUUCUUUAAAUCCUUGGCCGACUAAUAUAAUGUCUGCUAACCCAAACUUGGGUUAUGGGCUCUCGGGUCAGGCUGCUUUCUCUGACCCUUUUCAGAGUGGACAAGAAACAGGCGACCCACCUGUGUUUAGUUUCUCGAACAUUGAGCAGCACCACUCAAGCGGGUUUCGGCUUCCUUAUUUUACUGGAGCUGGUGGUGAGUUCGACUCGGAUGAGUGGAUGGACAGUUUAAUGAACGGUGGAGACUCAACGGAUAGUUCUAAUCUUCCUUCUGGUUGUGACGCGUGGCAAAACAGUACUGAUUUCGGGAUGUACACUUCUGAUCCGUUUCAUACUUGCCCCAGUCGACUUACUGUUGGCUGCUCUCCACCGUCUGAUCUUAAUGGGGUUAUCUCUAAUUCGCUCUGGGUCGCCGCAUCUCCUCCUCAAGAAAUCAAGCCCACAACGUCACCCCCGCCACUGCCUCCGCCAACAGUGAAAAAUGAAAAAAAAUGAAACCGGUCAGAGGAAAUUGUACUGUUAUCUUCCUCGCCGGUUUUGAAAGCGCUUGUUGAGUGCGCUCAGCUUGUCGAGUCCAAAGCUGAUCAAGCCGUGAAAUCGUUGGUUAAGUUCAAGGACUUGGUGAGUGAAAACGGUAAUCCAGUUGAGCGAGCUGGUUUCUACUUCGCGGAAGGAUUACGCAGAAGAGUUGCUGUAGGAGAGCUUGAUGUCUUUAAAAAUUUUGAUCAGACAACUGAAGAGUUCACUCUGUCCUAUAAAGCUUUGAAUGAUGCCUGUCCAUAUUCAAAGUUUGCUCAUUUAACAGCAAACCAAGCAAUUCUUGAGGCAACUGAGAAAGCAAGCAAGAUUCACAUAGUUGAUUUUGGUAUUGUUCAUGGAGUUCAAUGGGCUGCUCUUUUACAAGCUUUAGCUACACGUUCAGCUGGAAAACCUGUUAGAAUCCGAAUCUCAGGUAUACCUGCUCCAGUUCUUGGUAAGAACCCAGCUGCUUCUCUCUUAGCUACUGGUAAUAGGCUACUUGAUUUUGCAAAGCUUCUUGAUUUGAAUUUUGAGUUUGAGCCUAUUCUGACUCCAAUUCAGGAGUUAAAUGAAUCCUGUUUUCGGGUCGAGCCGGAUGAGGUUUUGGCUGUUAAUUUCAUGCUUCAAUUGUAUAAUUUAUUGGAUGAGUCUCCAGUUGCUGUAGAAACUGCUUUAAAGAUGGCUAAAUCGUUGAACCCGAAAAUUGUCACUCUUGGUGAAUAUGAAGUUAGUUUGAACCGGGUUGGGUACUUGACUCGGUUUAAGAAUGCUUUGAGAUACUACACUGCUGUUUUUGAGUCUCUUGAGCCUAACUUGAGUAGAGACUCACCAGAGAGGCUUCAAGUGGAGAGGUUGUUAUUGGGUCAGAGAAUUUCUAGUGUUGUGGGGCCAGAGGAGCCUGGAAUGAGAAGGGAAAGGAUGGAGGAUAAAGUUCAAUGGGGAGUUUUAAUGGAAAGUUCAGGUUUUGAAUCGGUUUCGCUUAGCCAUUAUGCAAUGAGUCAGGCUAAAAUACUUUUAUGGAAUUACAAUUACAGUACUUUGUAUUCUCUUGAUGAUUCUCAACCUGGGUUCUUAACUUUAGCCUGGAAUGAGGUGCCACUACUCACAGUUUCGUCAUGGCGAUAAUCGAUGGGGCUGGACUUGAAUUUGGUACAAGUUUCCACCUGGUAAUUUUUCUCUGGUGUGGAAUAGUGUUCUAGUUUGUAAUAUACGCCAUCGAAUGGGAUUGUUGGGGGGUGCUUCUUGAUCAGAUCACGAACUGGAAGGGUAAUCAGUUUUUUUUUUAAUUGCAAUUGUGCAUUGACAGGUCCAUUGAAGCCUGUAACUAGUUGUAGUCUUUCAGUUUGGUCAUUUAGAUAUAUGGUUUCCUUUUGUAUUCUGUUGGGUUUUUGUUAUAGGUUUGAAGUUCUUGAGUCUCACAAAUUGUAAAAAACAAGUGAAAGGAAAAGUUUCUUUCUCUUAGGUGUUUGUAACUCUUUUAUAUAAAUUUCAAUCUAAUGAGUUUUAGUUUUA
Molecule: messenger RNA, 2323 nt
Organism: Populus euphratica (Euphrates poplar)
Lineage: Eukaryota; Viridiplantae; Streptophyta; Magnoliopsida; Malpighiales; Salicaceae
Product: scarecrow-like protein 4
Exons: 3
Source: RefSeq, a predicted model, not a curated record